GAGGUGUAGUUGGACAAUGCUUCAGAUUCUUCGCGUAAACGUUCUUCGACUGCGGCCAAGGAUGGAAGUGUUCGACGGGAACUACAAAUUCUACCACACUUUGAUGUGCCUCACCGGCCUCUGGCCCUACGACAAAUCCAUCCUGACGUACAUUCAGAGAUUCGUUGUUCUCGUGAUGACCUUCACCUGCAUAGCGAGCCAGAUGACAUUUGUGUUCGACAAUAUGCAGAGAGAUUUUUCUCAACUGAAAGAUCCAGUCGAAUUGAAGAUAUUAUUGGAAGAUUCGAUAGUAGCAAAGCGCAUUGUCCAGGCUUAUUUCGAAACCGUAAAACGUGUCGCGCGAAACGUUCGCACUUCUGUCGAAGGAAGCGUAACCGAGACUGCCUUUCCCGUGUCACAGUUUUUCAUAAGCAUCACGGAGUCGAACGACAGGGAUGCGGUGAUGCUAAGCGUGCACUUUGUUAUGGCGUACACCACGUUCAUUUGCGGGAACAAUUAUAGCGGGCAACUGGUGUUGGACAGCAGCGGUGAACUUUUCCGGGAAACAUACAAUUCGUUAUGGUACCGUAUACCAGCAAAGAUGCAAAAGCUGGUGUUAUUCUCAUUGAUGAGAAGUCGGUCGGACGUAGCGUUCAAUCUUGCCGGUUUGUUCACUCCGUGUUACGAAGGCUUUACGAUGAUGAUGAGCUCGUCCUUUUCUUAUUUUACUCUACUUUGCUCGGUGUAGUAGAAUUUACGGGAGCAACUGUUGCAGCGGUAUAUAG
Megalopta genalis is the source of this 764-nucleotide messenger RNA. The record is from RefSeq and is a predicted model, not a curated record. NCBI's taxonomy places the organism in Eukaryota, Metazoa, Arthropoda, Insecta, Hymenoptera, Halictidae.